Sphenostylis stenocarpa is the source of this 1260-nucleotide messenger RNA. The record is from the annotation of a GenBank genome assembly. Lineage: Eukaryota; Viridiplantae; Streptophyta; Magnoliopsida; Fabales; Fabaceae.
AUGAUUUCAAGGGUAAGUUCUACCUUCCAAAGUCAUCAUCAAGGGCUUCAGAUGUUCCCUGACCCAGAAGAUUUUGCGUCACCCUCUGUGGAAUCUGGCUCAUCUUCACACUCCAGUUCCCUCCUCUUCAAUCUCUCUAUUCUGAAGGACAAGGUCGGUGAGGUGCAGACCCUGGUAGGGGUUAUUCUCUCCCCAAAUCAAAGCCUACCCGAGUCAACUUCCAUGGCUAUAUCCAGCAUGAACUCUACAAUCCAAGAAGUCAUAGUCACUGCCACAUCAAUGAUGUUCACCUGCCAACAGAUGGCUCUCACUACCCCUCCAGGUACUAAUAAUAUUACUACAUGCACCAACAAAUUGCACCAGCUGAACAAGUUGCCUCACUCAAAUUUUGGCACAAAUAGAAGUGUGCUUGGUAACAUAGGCAUAGAUAUUAGUGACCCUCAUCAGGGUUUAUUUUCUAGCACUGAGUCAGAGGCACUGGACUGGUUUACUGACAGCUAUAACAAUAACGACGAGAAUAGCAAUAUUAGUAAGACUAAGGAAGAUGAUCCAAGCGUUGCGAUUAGUGAAAACAAUAUGAUUAUUGGUAGAGGUGGACUACUGUCUCCAAGGGAUGAACAUGAACCUAAUGAAGAAGGGUAUAGUCAUAGAGGGCUUUCACCAAAUACUAGUGACAUAAUUGAAUUGGAUGCUGGGGAUUUGUUGGCUAAGUACACGCACUAUUGCCAAGUUUGUGGCAAAGGCUUCAAGCGUGAUGCGAAUUUGAGGAUGCACAUGAGGGCUCAUGGGGAUGAGUACAAGACCAAUGCUGCCUUGAGCAACCCAAUUAAGAAUAAGAAUAAAGGGAUUUUAGAAGGGGAAAGAGAGUGUUUGAUGAGUGUGAAGCCAAAGAGAUAUUCGUGUCCUCAAGAAGGGUGUAGGUGGAACCAAAAGCACGCCAAGUUCCAACCAUUGAAGUCUAUGAUUUGUGCUAAGAAUCAUUACAAGAGAAGCCAUUGCCCCAAAAUGUACGUUUGCAAGAGGUGCAACCAGAAGCAGUUCUCUGUGCUCUCUGAUCUGAGGACACAUGAGAAACACUGUGGGGAUCUCAAGUGGCAGUGCUCUUGUGGCACUUCGUUUUCUCGGAAAGACAAACUCAUGGGCCAUGUUACUUUGUUCGUGGGGCACCAACCAGCUAUCAACAAUAUUGGUCUGUCAUCAUACUCAGGAAAAUUGGAGCAGCACACAUUGCAAAUGCAGAUUGACGCUGGCUCAAGAUGA